Branchiostoma belcheri (Belcher's lancelet) is the source of this 992-nucleotide messenger RNA. RefSeq lists its product as uncharacterized. The record is from RefSeq and is a predicted model, not a curated record. The coding region runs from base 229 to 630 and encodes 133 amino acids. The transcript is spliced from 3 exons. Lineage: Eukaryota; Metazoa; Chordata; Leptocardii; Amphioxiformes; Branchiostomatidae.
AACACAGAUUAUGACGUCUACCAACACAGAACUUUUAAUAUAAGAUUAACCAUAUUUUAUUUGCUUAUACACCUACACCCAAAGGUUUUGUAUCAAAAGAACCAGGACGAUCUACACCUUACAGUCAGCGGUCCGGACGGAAAACGCUUGCUGCAUGCUUUUGGAGAAUACGACGACUUCCAAGUAAAAUUCACUGACAGUGCUAGUGAAGAGAGAGGCACCUAUGAAAUGUGCUUCGAGAACCAACAUCUACUAGAAGAGACGGUAGUGUACGUUGAAAUGUAUGUUGAGUACGAGAGUAUGUGGGGUAUGAUACUGGCCAGCGCUCAUCAUGACAAGUUGCGCAAUGUUACGACCUCCUUGAAGAAGAUAUCAGACAGAGUACAGAGAAUGGAUCUCCACGCCGGGCUGAUCUCCCAGUGGUACCAUAAAGACUCCCUCACGUUAAAGUUUAGCAACAAGAACAUCGACAACUUCGGCAUGUUGAUCUGUGCGCUGAUUAUCGGUUCUGGACUGCUGCAGGCGUUUUUUAUCAAGAAACUGUUUCUCCGCGCACAGGAGGAGUUAAGGAGCGACCCGCCUGUACUGUCUGAACAACCCAGAAAGGCGUCCAAUUCCAGAUUAGCCUAGCUAGCUAUAUAAUAGAAUUCACAAAGCAAUCAGUUCUAGUAGAUGGGUGCAGCAAAAUGUAUUUUCUAGCGGACCAUUUCAUCUCUCAAUUUGGACAAUUUCUACUCUUUCAAACCGCCUCCCGAGGCCUGCUAGAGGCUUCAAACUGAUGGUAUCAUAUCUCACUAACACACUGUAGUGAUUGUGUACACUACAAUCAUCAAUUUGCUUAUGAGUCAUUCUAUGAAAGGAAGAAGGAAUUUCAUAUUGGGUUUAACUAAGAGAAAUUGCUACCUUUAACUGACGGUUACUCGAAUACAGAGUGAUAAAAGCUGUUUUGUAUUUCAUAUUUAAAAGCUUCAUCAUUAAAAUGUUACAUAGAA